CGACUGUGAAACCAGAUGACGUGUCUCCUCUCAUUUGUUAAAUAUCUUCUCUUUCCUCUUGGUGUUUAUUUUCUUCACAAUUUUGCUUGUCUGCCACUUAUCUUGACUUCCGUUUCACAGCAACGCUAUGCUCAUGGGUUUUCACUGUUAAAACGAUUUGAAGAUUUAAUGAUGGGUCAAUCUGAUGAUUUUAUCUUAUCGUCUUCAUGUGUUCUGAAGACGGUGAAGAUGACCGUGAAGGUGAUGAUAAUGAUGGUACAAAUUGAGAGGAUUGUUAUUUUUCUGCGAUGAUCUGAUCUUGAAAGGAGUUGUCUGCCUGGAUAAAUUGUAAACAAAUGCACCCUUUAAUGCAUUUUAAGCAGAUGGGUUGAUAAGUUUUCAUUGGGUGUAAUUUUUUAAGUCAUGGCUAUAGCUGGUAUACACAAUGUUCCAGUGCUUGAUUCCUCUUUCCUUAGGGAGUCACAGUCUCAAACAUCAACGAGUAGAGGCGGUGAAGAGAGUAGAAGCACCCAGCCAUCCUCACUCCUGCAAAUGUGGCGGGAGCUCGAGGAUGAACAUGUGGUGAGUCAUCCCCAGGAGAGGGUCAAUGAAAGAUUGCUAGAACAAGGGGGUGAUAGGUUGACUGCUGACUUUGCAAGGACAGAUAUGUCUGAAAGCCUAGGCGGUGAACAUGGUGGUGGAUUGGGGGAUGCAAGUGUGAGUGAAAAUGAGUUUUCACAGUGGUCUCCAAUUCGAUUUGGGACACAAAAUGGACAUGAGGAUCCUAGCAAUCUUAAUUAUGAUCGUACUUCUGGUUUGGGAGAAGUUGAAAGGGAAAGGGUAAGGCAAAUUUUUCGGGAAUGGAUGAAUACUGGUGCUAGGGAAUGUACUAAUAUUUCUCAUAUGAGCCACAGUCCAAGGGCUGAAUGGCUGGGUGAAACUGAGCAGGAGAGGGUGAGAAUUAUAAGAGAGUGGGUGCAACUGAAUAGCCAACAGAGAGGUGCUUGUGCUGAUAUUAGAGAAGAACACACAACCGACAUGGGUGGUCAGAUUGAACAAGUCCUUGAUGGAUUGGUUGUUAACCAGAAUGGCCAAACUGAGCAUGUCCGGAACCGGAGGGGCAUUCGUAGAUUAUGUGGCAGACAAGCUCUGCUUGACAUGAUUAAGAAUGCUGAAAUUGAAAGACAAAGAGAGCUUCAUGGUUUGUUGGAGCAUCGAGCUGUGUCAAAUUUUGCUCAUCGGGGCCGUAUUCAGUCCCUGCUUCGAGGUAGGUUCUUGCGAAAUGACCAAAUGGUUGAGGAUGAGAGACCCAGGUCCACAGCAGCUAGGGAGUUAGGUUUAUUGAGGCAAAAACAUACGGUUUCUGGUCUAAGAGAAGGAUUUAUCUCCAGAUUAAGCAGCUGCCAUUCUGAUAUCUCAUCUAAUGCAGACAUCAGUGGUAACAGAAAUGAACAUUCCCAGACAAAUAAUUCACAGGAAGUCAUGGAUGUUUUUCAUGAACCAUCUGAACUUAAUAAUGACGAAAAUGCAAGCCACAGUUUAUCAGAUGGUAGAACUGAUAUUGGAGGUGAUAUUAUUGGAAAUAUAAGUUUGCAAGAAAGUUCUGCUCGUGUAGAACAGUGGCAGGAACAGGUUUCUGAAAAUGAGAUUACAGAGUGGCAAAGGUCAGCUAAUGCUGAAAUCAUUGAGAGGAGAUGUAAUUCUGGACAGGGCCUGAAUGAAGACUGGCAGGGAAAUACUGCAAAUGAAUUGUCUCAAGAGCCUCCACAUAAUGAGGAUGCAGUGAAUUUUCAGCUGCAAGAAACUGGUGAAUUGUCUCAUCAGCAAAGUAGUGAGGAAAGUGCAACUCAUGGAUCAACACAUGCUGCAGAUAAUUUAGAAGGCAACUUGAUUCAAGAUGUAGUUGGGCAAGAACCUGCUGCUAUUUUAGAGCAUUGGCAGGAACAAGUUUUUGGAAAUGAGGAAAGAGUCUUUGACUGGCAUGGUACUAGUUUACAAUCUGAUGAAUGGAGAGAUGGUGAUGGAGAUGUUAUUGAAAAUCAGCAGGAAAUUGCUGCUAACCUAUGGACCCAAGAUGGAGAACAUGGUCAUCUACAAGAUGGUUUUCAAGAGGCUGUGCGGGAUUGGUUAGAAAGGCCUGCUGAAUCGGAAACUUAUUCUGUUGGAAGGGUUGAUACAUUUUAUCUACCUGAUGAUGAUAAUGUGUAUAGUAUGGAACUCAGGGAACUCCUAAGCAGGAGGAGUGUGUCUAAUCUUCUUCGUAGUGGUUUUCGUGAGAGUCUUGAUCGACUGAUACAAUCAUAUGUGGACAGGCAAAGUCGUGCCCCAAUUGACUGGGAGAUGCAUGGAACAUCUACUGCUGCUGCAGCAUCAGCAGAACAAGAUCUAGAGCAGCAAAGUGGUGAACAGACUGAAGGCCAAGAUGAUGCAGUUGAGAGUCCUCCACUUGCUAUACCUUCACCACCAAUACCCCCUGUUCAGCCACUCUGGGGUCAUGUGUCUCACCAUGAUAAUUGGCCAGCACACGACAUGCAUCAGCGCUUUGGAAUUGAGUGGGAGAUCAUUAAUGAUUUAAGGAUUGACAUGGCUAGACUGCAGCAAAGGAUGAAUAACAUGCAGAGGAUGCUGGAGGCCUGCAUGGAUAUGCAACUUGAGCUGCAGCGCUCAAUAAGGCAAGAAGUAUCUGCUGCCCUGAAUCGUUCGGCUGGUUCACCAGGGAUAUGUGAAGACGAUAUGCUAGAAGAUGGAUCUAAAUGGGAUUAUGUGAGGAAGGGAGUUUGCUGCAUAUGUUGUGAUAGCAAUAUUGAUUCUUUACUGUACAGAUGUGGACACAUGUGCUCGUGUUCAAAAUGUGCAAAUGAGUUGGUCCAAAAUGGAGGAAAGUGUCCAAUGUGUCGGGCACCAGUAGUGGAGGUGAUUCGUGCUUAUUCUAUCUUAUGAUAUUAACAAGAAUAAAGUAAAGGAGAGAUGUUGGAUUAACAAGACAAGUAGAAGGCACUUCUACUGCAAUUUGAACCGUCUUGUGCCUUUUUGCUUCUUCUCCUUCUUCAAUAGAAAUGGACUUUAAGGGUAGUUCUUCGAUAUCGGCAGUGUCUUCCUUUGCUCUCUUCUGGAUGGAAACCUGAACGGUUUCUUGAACAACUUUCUUAGAUACAACUACCUUGGCUGAACGCUUUGGAGGCAUUUCUUCCCUCUGAAAUCUUGCUGGUAUAUUUUCCUCUGGGCAAUUAUGUUAUGAAGGCCGAUAAGGAUGAUAACAAUGAUGUGGCAUCCAGGGCAAUUGAGUUGCUUCAGUCAUAUAACUGCGUUGGUUACGAGAGGACAUGUAUCUGACAGACGUCAAGAAACUGGUCGAAUGCUCGUCAACGUGGUAAAAGUUAACAAGGACAGAGGUGGAGUUUCCAGGAAGGGCAGAGCAGAGCAGUUUCUUGAAAAUGAAGAAAAACCCUCUUCUGAUGCUUCACAUCGUUGCUAUGGGCCGAACAGCUUUUUCUUUUUCUUUUUUUCAGGUUGAAUAUAAUUGUUGAAGAAUAUUGUUUGCGUUUCACCUAUGGCUGUCCGGGCCGUGCUGGCCCUCCAAAAAUAGCACGACCCUAAUGCAUAAUCGAUAAUUUUGUGGGUCAUGUCAGGAUUCGUGGGUGGGGUUGAUUGUGAUGAGGGGAUGCGAGAAAGGUCUACAAGUUGAUCUGAUAUGAAAUAAAAAUUGAAAAAAAAAAGGAAACAUUUUCUUCUCAACCGAUGGGGAAUAUUGUUGUCCGAUAACACUUUCCAACA
Molecule: messenger RNA, 3753 nt
Organism: Mangifera indica (mango)
Lineage: Eukaryota; Viridiplantae; Streptophyta; Magnoliopsida; Sapindales; Anacardiaceae
Exons: 9
Coding region: 403-2919 (838 amino acids)
Source: RefSeq, a predicted model, not a curated record